AGCGCGGCCGAGGAGGAAGCGGCGCGGCGCGCGGCGCGCGAGGCGGGACCGGGGCCUGCGGAGGCUCGGGCGGCGGAGGCCGGGCCAUGUGGGGGCCGCGGCCCGUGGCGCUGGGGGCCGCCGUGGUGCUGCUGCUGCUGCUGAGCGGCGUGCGGCCGGCGCGCGGCUCCGAGGACAUCGUGGUGGGCUGCGGGGGUUUCGUCAAGUCGGACGUGGAGAUCAACUACUCGCUCAUCGAGAUAAAGUUGUACACCAAGCACGGGACUUUGAAAUACCAGACAGACUGUGCCCCCAACAAUGGGUACUUUAUGAUCCCCUUGUAUGAUAAGGGAGAUUUCAUUUUGAAGAUCGAGCCUCCCUUAGGGUGGAGUUUCGAGCCAACGACCGUGGAGCUGCACGUGGACGGCGUCAGUGACAUCUGCACCAAGGGCGGGGACGUCAACUUCGUGUUCACGGGCUUCUCUGUGAAUGGAAAGGUUCUCAGCAAGGGGCAGCCCCUGGGGCCCGCAGGAGUGCAGGUGUCUCUGAGAAGCACGGGCACCGACGCAAAGAUCCAGUCCACGGUUACGCAGCCUGGCGGCAAGUUUGCAUUCUUUAAAGUUCUUCCUGGAGAUUACGAAAUCCUUGCAACUCAUCCCACCUGGGCCUUGAAAGAGGCGAGCACCACAGUGCGUGUGACCAACUCCAAUGCCAAUGCCGCCAGUCCCCUCGUGGUGGCCGGCUACAACGUGUCGGGCUCCGUCCGCAGUGACGGGGAGCCCAUGAAAGGUGUGAAGUUCCUUCUCUUUUCUUCUUCAGUAGCCAAAGAGGAUGUCCUGGGCUGCAACAUCUCCCCGGUGCCCGGGUUCCAGCCCCAGGACGAGAGUCUGGUGUAUUUGUGCUACGCGGUCUCCAAGGAGGAUGGCUCGUUCUCCUUCUAUUCCUUGCCCAGUGGCGGCUACACUGUGGUUCCCUUCUACAGAGGGGAAAGGAUUACCUUUGACGUUGCUCCUUCCAGACUUGACUUCACAGUGGAACACGACAGCCUGAAAAUUGAGCCCGUGUUCCACGUUAUGGGAUUCUCCGUCACUGGGAGGGUCUUGAAUGGACCCGAAGGAGAAGGUGUUCCGGAGGCGGUGGUCACUCUGAAUAACCAAAUCAAAGUCAGAACAAAAGCGGAUGGCUCCUUCCGUCUGGAGAACAUAACCACCGGGACGUACACCAUCCAUGCUCAGAAGGAGCACCUCUACUUUGAGACUGUGACGAUCAAAAUCGCACCCAACACACCCCAGCUGGCCGACAUCAUUGCAACAGGGUUCAGCGUCUGUGGCCAGAUCGCCAUCCUCCGCUUCCCUGACAGCGCCAAGCAGAUGAGUAAAUACAGAGUCGUCCUGUCGUCGCAAGAGAAGGACAAGGCUCUGGUCACCGUGGAGGCGGAUGCUCAGGGCUCAUUUUGUUUUAAAGCAAAGCCAGGGACCUACAAAGUCCAGGUGGUGGUUCCCGAGGCGGAGACCAGGGCAGGGCUGACGCUGAAGCCCCAGACCUUCCCUCUCGAGGUGACGGACCGGCCUGUGCUCAACGUGGCCUUCGUGCAGUUCUUGGCUUCAGUUUCUGGAAAGGUCUCCUGUUUGGACACCUGCGGCGACCUGCUGGUGACCUUGCAGUCGCUGAGCCGCCAGGGCGAGAAGCGCAGCCUCCAGCUCUCGGGCAAGGUCAACUCGAUGACCUUCACAUUUGACAACGUGCUCCCCGGGAAAUACAAGAUCAGCAUGAUGCACGAAGACUGGUGCUGGAAAAACAAGAGCCUGGAGGUGGAGGUUCUGGAAGACGACGUGUCAGCGGUGGAGUUCAGGCAGACAGGCUACAUGCUGAGAUGCUCCCUGUCUCAUGCCAUCACUCUGGAAUUUUAUCAGGAUGGAAAUGGACCUGAGAACGUGGGGAUUUAUAACCUCUCCAAAGGCGUCAACCGGUUCUGCCUGUCCAAGCCUGGCGUGUACAAGGUGACCCCUCGCUCCUGCCACCGGUUUGAGCAAGCGUUCUAUACCUACGACACGUCUUCACCCAGUAUCUUGACGUUGACAGCCAUUCGCCACCAUGUCCUCGGAACUAUCACCACUGACAAAAUGAUGGAUGUCACCGUGACCAUCAAGUCUUCCAUCGACAGUGAGCCCGCCCUGGUCCUCGGCCCUCUGAAGUCCGUGCAGGAGCUGCGGAGGGAGCAGCAGCUGGCCGAGAUCGAGAGCCGCCGGCAGGAGAGGGAGAAGAGCGGCAAAGAGGAAGCGGGGGCGGAGGGGAUGAAACCCCCCAUCCAAGAGAUGGUGGACGAGUUACAGGGGCCCUUCUCCUACGACUUCUCCUACUGGGCACGGUCUGGAGAGAAGAUCACGGUCACACCCUCGUCCAAGGAGCUGCUCUUUUACCCUCCCUCCAUGGAGGCCACCGUCAGCGGAGAAAGCUGCCCAGGGAAGCUGAUCGAGAUCCACGGGAAAGCAGGCUUGUUUCUAGAAGGCCAGAUCCACCCCGAGCUGGAAGGAGUUGAGAUCGUCAUCAGUGAGAAGGGGGCGAGUUCACCCCUGAUCACAGUAUUUACUGAUGACAAAGGAGCCUACAGUGUGGGGCCCCUGCACAGUGACCUGGAGUACACUGUGUCCUCGCAGAAGGAGGGCUACGUCUUGACCGCAGUGGAAGGAACCGUAGGAGACUUUAAGGCUUACGCCUUGGCGGGCGUGAGCUUUGAGAUAAAAGCUGAAGAUGACCAGCCCCUCCCUGGGGUCCUCUUAUCCCUCAGCGGUGGCGUGUUUCGUUCCAAUCUCUUGACUCAGGACAAUGGCAUCCUGACGUUCUCGAACCUGAGUCCCGGCCAGUAUUACUUCAAACCCAUGAUGAAGGAGUUCCGGUUCGAGCCGUCCUCGCAGAUGAUCGAGGUGGAGGAGGGGCAGAACCUGAGGAUCGCCAUCACCGGGUACCGCACGGCCUACAGUUGCUACGGUACAGUCUCUUCCUUGAACGGAGAACCAGAGCAGGGGGUUGCCGUGGAGGCAGUGGGACAGAGUGACUGCAGCAUUUAUGGGGAAGACACCGUGACGGACGAGGAGGGCAAGUUCAGAUUACGAGGAUUGCUGCCGGGAUGUGUGUACCACGUGCAGCUCAAGGCGGAAGGCAACGACCACAUUGAGCGGGCCCUCCCCCACCACCGUGUGAUUGCGGUCGGGAAUAACGACAUCGAUGACGUGAACAUCAUAGUCUUCCGGCAGAUCAAUCAGUUUGAUCUAAGUGGCAAUGUGAUCACUUCCUCCGAGUAUCUCCCUACGUUGUGGGUAAAGCUUUACAAAAGCGAAAACCUCGACAAUCCAAUUCAGACGGUGUCUCUCGGCCAGUCCGUCUUCUUCCACUUCCCGCCCCUGCUCAGGGAUGGCCAGAAUUACGUGGUGCUGCUGGACUCCACGCUCCCCAGGUCGCAGUACGAGUACGUCUUGCCGCAGGUGUCCUUCACGGCGCUGGGCUACCACAAACACAUCACCUUGGUCUUUAGUCCCACGAAGAAACUCCCGGAGCAGGAUGUCGCCCAGGGUUCCUACAUUGCCCUGCCCCUGACGCUGCUUGUGCUGCUGGCCGGCUACAACCACGAUAAGCUCAUUCCCUUGCUGCUGCAGCUGACAAGCCGACUGCAGGGAGUCCGAGGUCUUGGCCAGACAGCGUCUGACAGCAGCGGCCCAGAGGAUGCCAAGAGGCAGGCCAAGAAACAGAAGACAAGGCGGACGUGAGGAGGAAGGCGGCGGGUGACAUCUCCCUCGGGACCGGCCACAGCCGAGGGGCCGCCAGCUGCCCUCAGCAUCUGACCACCCUCAGCACGUGCCGUUGGCCCCGGCGCGUCUGUCGGUGUGGCUGCCUGUGCCUAUCCCCCCAACCCCAUGCCCGGCCCCUCGGUGCAAUGCGAUGAAUGGACCCUCCUGUCACUCUGCUGAGCACAAUUUAUUUUCUGAGUGGAAGAUAAUUUAUUAUUAUUAUUUUUGUCAAAGAAGUAUUUAAGCUGGGCUGGUGGUGCGAGAAUGUGGUUCUUGAUCUCAGUGUUCACUUGCAAGAAGAAUUCGGUCCCUGUGGGUUUUGGUCCGCUAGUGAGGUGCCUGUCGGCUUUACCCCUUCCCUCCCUUUCCCUCCGCAUCUGAGAUCCCUGCUGGAAACUGCACACCUUGUGUCUCCUCCUAGGGCGGGUAUGUUAGGAGGUAAAAAUCAAUAAAAUCCCCCGUUCAUUUGUGUGUA
This is a messenger RNA of Equus quagga, 4239 nucleotides long. RefSeq names its product nodal modulator 1. NCBI's taxonomy places the organism in Eukaryota, Metazoa, Chordata, Mammalia, Perissodactyla, Equidae. Gene Ontology annotation, molecular function: carbohydrate binding. The coding region runs from base 87 to 3743 and encodes 1218 amino acids. The record is from RefSeq and is a predicted model, not a curated record. The transcript is spliced from 31 exons. Gene Ontology annotation, cellular component: endoplasmic reticulum membrane.